GUCCAGCGAUGGGGGAAUACGAAAUACAUAUAGACGCAGGAAUCUGGUUAUCCUAGAUAGUUAUUCCUCUACAGUCGUCUUGCCAUGGCUUUGGUCGCGAUGCCUGUGCUCUUGGAAUGGGCGUGGCGAGACCUUGUGGCCUUACUGCUAGCAAUAGUGAGUACAAACAUCUGGUGUUCCUUUCUUUUCCUAGAUUAUUGGUGGUUUUGUGUCACUCCUCAUACUUCAUUCUCUGGAUGGACCAACUGAGAUUCAAAUACGCAAAGGUGACGGCGUACCCAAUAUGGAGCGCUUUCUACAACAUAUAUCUGCACCCGCUACGUAUAUAUCCCGGCCCCAAACUGGCGGUGGUUUCGAAAGCCUACUACUAUUACUGGACACUAUCGGGGAAGCUUCAUUCUAAAAUCAAGGAGGUCCACGAUCAAUACGGCGAUGUCGUGCGAUUCGGCCCUAAUACCUUAUUGUACCGCAGCCCAACAGGAUGGAAGGAUAUUUACAGCCACCGUGACGCCGGCGCGGACUCAUUCGUGAAAGACCCCGAAUUGUACAUCCAGGGUCCCGCGGGGCCUAGCAUCUUAAACGCAAACGACGCAGACCAUUCGAGGAUGCGACGCCUACUAUCGCAUGCACUUUCUGAUAAAGCAUUACGAGAGCAGGAGCCUCUCCUCCAAUCCUAUGUGGACUUGUUGGUCAAGAGACUCCAAGGCCAUGUCGAUUCCUCAAGUAACUCGGUUGAUAUGACUAAAUGGUACAACUAUACCACAUUUGACAUAAUCGGGGACUUAUCUUUCGGGGAGUCAUUUGAUUGUCUUAAAAACAGCGAUUACCAUCCGUGGGUGACGGCCGUUUUUCAAAGUGCAAAAGUUGGUGUAUUUAUGAGACCUCUUGUUGCACUCCUGCCACUAUGGUUGGUGGGCAAAAUGAUUCCAGCCAAGGUUAAGCAAAUGAGAAAUCAUCAUUACCUGAUGAGUAAAGACAAGGUCGAUCGUCGCCUUCGCGUCAAGUCUUCCAGGCCAGAUUUCAUGACAUAUAUUCUCAAACACGGUGAUGGGAAGGGGAUGAAUCAGAACGAAAUAGAGUCCAACGGGGCUAUCUUGAUUCUCGCCGGUAGCGAAACAACAGCUUCUCUGUUGUGUGGACUCACCUUCUAUAUCCUGAAGAACGAACGUACGUAUAAGAGACAUUGAUAUCCAUUAUACGCUUUUCUCUCACUGAAUAUGGGUAGACUGUGGUAUCCAUGGCGUUUUUCUCUGCUUUUCACUCGAAAGACAAUUUUGCCGAGCCAGACUCUUUCAUUCCCGAGCG
Aspergillus ochraceoroseus IBT 24754 is the source of this 1305-nucleotide messenger RNA. RefSeq lists its product as uncharacterized. The transcript has 2 exons. Gene Ontology annotation, molecular function: monooxygenase activity; iron ion binding; heme binding. Bases 117 to 1187 code for a protein of 356 amino acids. Lineage: Eukaryota; Fungi; Ascomycota; Eurotiomycetes; Eurotiales; Aspergillaceae. The record is from RefSeq and is a predicted model, not a curated record.